Bipolaris victoriae FI3 is the source of this 231-nucleotide messenger RNA. RefSeq lists its product as hypothetical. NCBI's taxonomy places the organism in Eukaryota, Fungi, Ascomycota, Dothideomycetes, Pleosporales, Pleosporaceae. The transcript has a single exon. Bases 1 to 231 code for a protein of 76 amino acids. The record is from RefSeq and is a predicted model, not a curated record.
AUGGCAACGGGGGCAGAGAGAGGGAUAUUUGUCGCGCGCGCGCGAGAGAGAAAGCAAGGGCUUGGCCCAUUUGCUCUACGGUUAGCGGCAAAGGGGCACGAACUGGAUUUGCAAUGGACGGCCGAUAGUUCAUAUGCGAGGCUGAAGAGACGAAUUAAGAGCAAAGGUACUAAUGGCAGGGGGUGGGUGGUAAGCAGCCAAUCCGAGGGGCGUCGCUUGGGUGAGGUGUAA